Messenger RNA from Letharia lupina, 972 nucleotides. RefSeq lists its product as uncharacterized. The transcript has a single exon. NCBI's taxonomy places the organism in Eukaryota, Fungi, Ascomycota, Lecanoromycetes, Lecanorales, Parmeliaceae. Gene Ontology annotation, molecular function: transferase activity, transferring alkyl or aryl (other than methyl) groups. The record is from RefSeq and is a predicted model, not a curated record. Bases 1 to 972 code for a protein of 323 amino acids. Gene Ontology annotation, cellular component: membrane.
AUGUUCUCAACCGAAGCCAAGAAGCGAAAUAUCAAUCAUGGCCACAACUCAGCAAGUCAUGAUCGGAAGAAAACUACUGCUUGGAAUACCAUAGAGUACGAUCUGUAUUCGAUAUGGCUUUUCACCUACAGCGACCUCAAGACCAUCGUUGGACCCAAGACAGUAUUCGGAAUAUUCAACAGCCUCCACGCUUCAGCUUUUGACCUACCUUGCCUUCAAUACUCGACAGCGUUGAAACGAUUACCAUUGGUCGUCUUCUGGACAUGGAUCAACCUCUUACCGUUCUCAAUCGAUAACCAACGACAACCAGAAGCGAUCAGGGAAGAUGGCGUCAACAAGCCUUGGCGUCCUAUGCCUUCGCAGAGGUUGACUCCACGUCAGGCGAAAAUCUGGAUGCUGGGACUCUACCCUGUUGCUGUUAUGUCGAGUGCCUAUCUCGGUGGUCUAAGGCAGUGUCUCUGCUUGAUAUGCCUAGGAUUCUGGUAUAAUGAUCUUGGAGGAGCCGAUCAAAACCCCUUGAUUCGAAAUCUCAUCAACAGCUGUGGAUUCCUCUGCUAUACAUCAGGGGCAAUGGAGGUGGCGUACGGAAGUUGGAUAUCCCUAUCUCCAGGCUCACUCCUAUUUCGAUGGUUCAGCGUCAUUGCCGCAGUGGUACUCACAACUGUGCACACGCAGGACAUGUACGACCAGGCCGGAGAUAGCUUACGUGGCCGCUGGACGGUUCCUCUAGCGAUGGGCGAUGGGCCCAGCAAAAUCACUAUUGCGAUACCAAUGGCGUUCUGGUCUUGGUUCGGGCCUCAGUUCUGGGCUCUGCACAUUGCAGCUUACAUCUUACCCGUGGGUCUAGGCUUGACGAUAAUACUGAGAACGCUGAUCUUAAGGAGUGUUGUGGAUGACAAGCGUACAUUCCAACUCUGGAAUCUUUGGGUCGUUGUCCUCUAUCUCCUACCACUUCUGAGUGAGCAGAAGUAG